AUGCGAAAUAUAUGGGUUAAAAACCUGAAGUGUUUUCGUACUAUAAUUUCUUAUCAAAACAGCGUUUACACAAGUAAGAUAUUUAAUCAAACAAGAUCUUUAAAAUCAGUUACCAUAACAAAUACAAAUGGUAAUAAUUUUUAUGCUCGACAUAAAAGAAGUAUUCAAUUAUUCGGUAUCAGUUCCACUUUAAUGAUUGUAUAUAAUACAAAUCAAACUGCUCAUGACUCGGCUCAGUAUUUAAUUUUUUCAACUAAAAGAAUUACCAUCGUUGGACAAGCAACUUUAAGAUGUUUUUAUAAUUAUAAGAAGGUUUUAAGCCAAACAUUUAAAGAUAGUGAAUUAAGAAAUAUCGAAUUAGAGGGCUGUCAUAAGAGGUGUGCUUUGAUAACAUUACAUGCGUUACAAGCUAAUGGUGGUAUAUUUAUUAAGUUAGGCCAACAUAUUGGUGCAAUGACAUAUUUACUACCAAGACAAUGGACAGAGACUAUGAUUCCGUUACAAGAUCAAUGUCCUGAAUCAUCAUUUACUAGUAUUGAGGACAUGUUUGUUGAAGAUAUGGGAGUUAGGAUGGAAGAUUUGUUUGAAUGUGUUGAUCCUAACCCUAUUGGUGUAGCAUCAUUAGCACAAGUUUAUACAGGAAAAUUAAAGGAGACUGGAGAUAAAGUGGCUAUAAAAUGUCAACAUCCUUCCUUAAAAGAAUACAUUCCUGUGGAUGUUUGGUUAACUAAAACUGUAUUUUGGUUAUUGGAUAAGGUGUUUCCUGAAUAUCCUUUAACAUGGUUAGGGGACGAGUUGCAAUCUUCUAUUUAUAACGAGUUAGAUUUUUGUAAAGAAGCUCAGAAUGCAAAAAAUACGGCAGCUUAUUUUAAAAACUUUGAGAAAUUAACUGCAUUAAGAAUUCCUAAAGUUAUCAAAGCUGAUAAGCGAAUUUUAAUUAUGGAAUAUGUGGAAGGAAAAAGACUAGAUGAUUUGGAUUAUAUUGACAAAAAUAAAAUUUCCAGAUCUGAAGUGUCUUCAUGUCUUUCUCAUAUUUUCAAUAAUAUGAUUUUUACACCAAAUGUUGGAUUACAUUGUGACCCACAUGGUGGUAACUUGGCUAUACGGGCUCUUCCAAAUAAGUCUGCCACAGGUCAUAAUUUCGAAAUUAUUUUGUUUGAUCAUGGAUUAUACCGUUUUCCCGAUACAGAGACCAGGAGGCAGUAUGCAAAAUUUUGGUUAGCUUUAUUAGACAAAGAUAAAGAAGAAAUGAAGAAAUAUGCAAGACAGUUUGCACAUAUAACUGAUGAGGAAUUUCCUUUAUUUGCAGCUGCAAUUAGUGGGCGUAGCAUAGAAUUUGCUUUAAAUUAUGAUAUUUCAAAAAGAAGAAGUAAUGAGGAAAUAAGUCAAAUGACAAAAGGACUUCUUGAAGGCUCACUCCUAACUGAUCUUAUGGGUAUUCUUUCACAUAUACCAAGAAUUGUGUUACUAAUAUUAAAGACUAAUGAUUUAACAAGACACUUAGAUGAAUGUUUACAGAAUCCAUUAGGACCUGAAAGAACAUUUUUAAUUAUGACCCAAUAUUGUGCCAAAACUGUAUUUGAUGAAGAGAUUGAAAUUCUAAAUAAAGAAUAUAUAAAGGAGAAGAAAAGUAAAUGGUCUGUUUCGUGGAUAUGGCAAUACAUAAAGUAUUGGGUCUCUUAUCAAAAACGUGUGAAUCAAUUAGUAUUAUACGACACAGUUAUAUGGUAUCAGAAUCAUGUAAAUCGUAUUUUCAAAUGGUUUACUUUUUGA
Arxiozyma heterogenica is the source of this 1773-nucleotide messenger RNA. It is a transcript of the gene CQD2, whose product is annotated as Cqd2p. The transcript has a single exon. The record is from RefSeq and is a predicted model, not a curated record. The coding region runs from base 1 to 1773 and encodes 590 amino acids. Lineage: Eukaryota; Fungi; Ascomycota; Saccharomycetes; Saccharomycetales; Saccharomycetaceae.